UGCGCAUGAACACGCCUGCCGCGCGGAAGUCGGAACGGAAUAUUUCGCGAGAAGGCGAGAACUGGCGAGAACCAGCGAGAACGCCAAGACAAAAUUUCAUAAGAGCUUGACGACCUUGGAUAUACGAAUUGAGCGAUGCCCUUAACAAAUUUAUUACCUGCACCUACACAAAUAUGGGACAGAGAAGAUGAGGCGCGAGAACAAAAAUUGCGCCAGAGGCCCGUCUCUGCACUGGUUAAGGCGGUCGUCACUGCACCUCCUUAUGGACAAAGACGAGGAUGGGUGCCACGCAAUCCAGAGGACUUUGGAGAUGGAGGGGCUUUUCCCGAGAUUCACGUUGCCCAGUACCCACUUGGAAUGGGAAUGAAGGGCAAGGAAUCCUCAAAUAAUGCUUUAGCGAUACAACUUGACGCUCAAGGGAAAGUCAAGUACGAUCUGAUAGCAAGACAAGGUCAUGGUAAAGAUAAAAUUGUUUAUAGCAAAUUGAGCGAUUUGCUACCAUCCGAAAUUACAAAUGAGGAAGAUCCUACCUUGCAACGACCAAUUGAUGAUGAAAUUGAUGAACUCACAGAUAAAACAAAAAAAGCAUUAGAAAAGAUAACGAGAUCAAAAAUUGCGGCAGCUAUGCCUGUGAGAUGUGCGGAGAAACAAGCUCCCGCCCAAUAUAUACGUUACACACCAUCACAGCAAGGCCAAACAUUUAAUUCGGGUGCAAAGCAGAGGGUUAUCAGAAUGGUGGAGGCACAAGUAGACCCUCUAGAACCACCCAAAUUUAAGAUUAAUAAGAAAAUUCCACGGGGACCUCCGUCUCCGCCAGCGCCCGUAAUGCAUUCUCCUACAAGAAAAGUGACAGUGAAGGAACAAAAAGAAUGGAAAAUUCCACCCUGCAUAAGUAAUUGGAAAAACGCUAAGGGUUAUACAAUCCCGUUAGACAAACGUCUUGCUGCAGAUGGUCGAGGGUUGCAACAAGUUCAUAUUAACGAGAACUUUGCCAAGCUAGCAGAAGCUCUUUAUAUCGCUGACAGAAAAGCUCGUCAAGCUGUAGAAAUGCGCGCGCAAUUAGAGAAGAAAUUGGCUCAGAAGGAGAAAGAGAAGAAGGAAGAUCACUUGAGGCAACUCGCGCAAAAGGCAAGAGAUGAGCGUGCUGGUUUGAAAUCUGCCGCUACGUUAGAUAAGAAUGAAGAAUCACGCGAGAGAGAUCAACUCAGACAAGAGCGGCAUAAGGAUCGCGCUCGCGAACGUAAUUUGGCUCGCGCCGCACCCGACAAACGUUCUCGUUUGCAACGGGAACGCGAGCGCGACAUUAGUGAGCAAAUUGCACUCGGCUUACCCGCAAAAAGUAUUCCUAAUACGGGCGAGGCACAAUUCGAUCAGCGUCUUUUUAACACCAGCAAAGGGAUGGACAGCGGUUACGGACACGACGACGAAUACAACGUUUAUGACAAGCCGUGGAAAGAUAGUAAUUCUAUCGCUUCGCAUAUUUACCGUCCUGGUAAAAAUAUCGAUAAAGAUACAUACGGCGAGGAUUUAGAGAAACUAGUUAAGACAAACAGAUUUGUUCCCGACAAGGAAUUUAGUGGGGUCGACAGAACGGUCCCACGAUCGGGACCGGUACAGUUUGAAAAAGACGAAGAUCCUUUCGGAUUGGAUCAAUUCUUAAAACAAGCUAAGCGCGCCAGUGGUAGCUCGACUACGACCACGAUGAAACGUAAAGAAGAACGCGAACAGCGUAGAGACGAUCGCGAGAAACGCAGGAAGCAUUAAACAUAUUUAGUACUUUUAUAAAGCGAGAUUUUUUUGAAAGUUUGUGUUAUGCAAAAAUAAACGAUUAAAAAUAUGGAACGUAAUAAUUUCCGCUCAUAAAGUGGAAUCCUGUAUAAUUUCUCUUAUAGUUCAGUAUUAAGUUCAUUAAAGCUUUUUUAUUAAAAUGCUAAACACAUUUACUUUUUCUUGAAGCAAGUAAUAAAAAGUGAAAGGAAAAAAAUUAUGGAUAAAGGCUUAAAUUUUAAUACACGUGUAUGGAACGUUUAAAGACGAAAAUCUUUUCGUCUGCGCGUUUAAUUUGUUUUAAGAACUUCGGAGAUGGAGUUUUUCCCGAGAUUCAUGUUGCCCAGUAUCCACUUGGAAUGGGAAUGAAGGGCAAGGAAUCGACAAGCAAUGCUUUAGCGAUACAACUUGACGCUCAAGGGAAAGUAAAGUAUGAUCGCAUAGCAAGAAAAUUUCUCAUUAUUUAUAAAAGUAAAUAAUGCGAGAUUUUAUCGAAAGUUUCCAUGUUAUGUAAAGAUAAACGAUUAAUAAUAUGGAACGUUUAAAGACGAAAAAGAUCUUUUCGGUCUGGAUACACGUGUAUUAAAAUUUGAGCCUCUAUCCAUAAUUUUUUUUCUUUUACUUUUUAUUGCAGCAAGAUUAACUCUGCGCCUGUACACUUAUUUUCACUAACGCGGUUUGUACACUGACCCCUUUUUGUUCUAUCCCUUUUUUUAAAUGUUAAAUACAUGCAAAAAAUCUGAAAAAAAUUCCUAAUUACUCUUGAGUGACUACAUUUUUAAUUUUAAUAAUUAUUUUCAUCAUUUAUUAAAGGGGAGCCAAGUUCCAUCUAUCACCAGUCUUGUGGUUACAAGUGCAAAAUUUCGCUUGUUCCCUUUUAGGGUCAGUGUACAAACGAAGGGUUAAAACUUACUUUAUCUUUACCAUGACCUUGUCUUGCUAUGAGAUCGUACUUUACUUUCCCUUGAGCGUCAAGUUGUAUCGCUAAAGCAUUGUUUGUUGAUUCCUUGCCCUUCAUUCCCAUUCCAAGUGGGUACUGGGCAACGUGAAUCUCAGGAAAAGCCCCUUCAUCUCCAAAGUCCUGUGUGCAACAUACAAUAUAUUAAACUACAAAUUAUAUAUAAGAGAAACUUUACAGGAUUCCACUUUAUGAGCGAAAAUUAUUACUUUCCUUAUUUUAAUUUAAUCUUGGAUUUUAUCACAGAAUGACGUGUAUUUAUCGCAUAUUUUGUGCUUUUAAACAGCAAUUAUUUAUUUUUGCCGUAACAUCGAAUAAACUUUCUAGAAAGAUGUUAGGUAAUAAACACAAUUAUAUGUGAAUAUAAAAUAUAUAAUUAAGAAGAAAAAUGUAAAUUAUACCUUUAAAUCUAUAAUCUUUAAAUUUUUAUUGAAGAAACUCUUUGUAAUGUAAGAAUUUAACAGAAAAGGUAUUUAAAUAUGCAAUUUAAAAAUAUGAAUUUGAAUUUGUAAGAUAUGAAUUUAAAGAUUGAUUCAAAUAUAUUUCUUUUUCAAUUCUAA
This is a messenger RNA of Monomorium pharaonis (pharaoh ant), 3285 nucleotides long. It is a transcript of the gene Bx42, whose product is annotated as puff-specific protein Bx42. The record is from RefSeq and is a predicted model, not a curated record. Bases 136 to 1764 code for a protein of 542 amino acids. The transcript has 8 exons. NCBI's taxonomy places the organism in Eukaryota, Metazoa, Arthropoda, Insecta, Hymenoptera, Formicidae. Gene Ontology annotation, cellular component: spliceosomal complex. Gene Ontology annotation, biological process: mRNA splicing, via spliceosome.